CCACGCUCCCUCAUCUGUUGUGAUUCGGCUAAAGAAAGAAAAACUGUUAAAGUGACUGAGGUCCACAUGACACUAUUAUAAAGAUGGUGUUUAUUAAAGAGGAGAGUGAAGACAUGAAGAUUGAAGAAACAUUCAGUGUGAAACAAGAAGAAACUGAGGAACAAAUAAAGAUGGUGGUGUUUAUUAAAGAGGAGACCGAAGACAUGAAGAUUGAAGAAACAUUUAGUGUGAAACAAGAAGAAACUGAGGAACAAACACAGAUGGCGUUUAUUAAAGAGGAGACCGAAGACAUGAAGAUUGAAGAAACAUUUAGUGUGAAACAAGAAGAAACUGAGGAACAAACAGACCUGAUGCCGUUGAAAGAGGAGAGUCAAGAUCUGAAUGAAAGGGAAAAGAAAGAUCAGGACAAGACACAUCAUGAUUUCAGAACUGAAGAAAAGCCUUUGAAUUGCUCACAGACUGAAACAACUUCCUCACAAAAAACAGCUCAAAAGACAGGGAAUAUAGGUGAUUACACCUGCCAUCUGUGUGGAUUAAGUUUCAGAAAGCAGGGAAGUCUUGAAGUCCACAUGAGAGUUCACACUGGAAGGAAGCUUUUCCAAUGCCAGGAGUGUGGAAUAAUUUUCAAUCAACAUGGAAACCUUAAAGUCCACAUGAGAAUUCACACUGGAGAGAAGCCUUUCACCUGCUCUCAGUGUGGAAAGAGUUUCAGGCAAAAAGGAAACCUUAAAAGCCACAUGAUGGUUCACACUGGAGAGAAGCCUUUCAGCUGCCAACAGUGUGGGACACGUUUCACUAAUAAACGAAAUCUUUCUAAACAUCUGAUCAUUCACAAAAGAAAGGACCCUUUAACAUGCCAACGGUGUGGAAGUACUUUUAAACAACAUGGAAACCUUAAAGUCCACAUGAAAAUUCAUUCUGGGGAAAAGUAGAAUAAAGUCAAAUAAACAUUUUUACGUUAGUAUUUAUGCAAAUGGAAGUAUGGAAAAGUAGAAUAAAGUCAAAUAAUCAUUUUUAUGUUAGUAUUUAUGCAAAUGCAAGUAUGCCACACUGACACUUUAUGUACUGACACGCUCAUGAGAUCGCGUUAUAUCGCAGAAUGCCCUCCUUCCUCUUCUCCUACAUGUUGUUACCUGCGUCGUUGUUCCACCUUCCAAGUGAGGUCCUUUUUAUUCCUGUCUCUAUGUAAUAGUUUGCACAUUAUUUUUCGGUUCAUAUUGAUUUUAUAUAAUUGGCCUUAUAAAAUUAUUUUGCUAUUUGACUGGUGA
Pimephales promelas (fathead minnow) is the source of this 1268-nucleotide messenger RNA. The record is from RefSeq and is a predicted model, not a curated record. Lineage: Eukaryota; Metazoa; Chordata; Actinopteri; Cypriniformes; Leuciscidae.